CGGAGCCUCCCGGAGCCUGCCGGAGCACUGCCGCCUGCGCUGUCGGUGCGCGGGCGGCGCCGGGGCCCGGCCGGCCGGCAGCGCGCUGCCGCGGGCAUGGAGCGGCUGCGGGCGGACGCGCGGGCCCUGCAGGAGUACGCGGAGUACCGGCGAAUUGUAGGUGAUGAUGAUGGAGGGAAGCUCUUUACACCAGCGGAAUAUGAGGAGUACAAAAGAAAAGUAUUACCAGCUCGGCUACAGAACAGGUUGUAUGUGAGCUGGAGAUCACCAGCUGGCAUGGACUGUAAGCUUGUGGGACCAGAGACACUGUGCUUUUGCACUCACCGGUAUAAACAACACAAAACAGACUAUGAGGUGCUUCCCAAAGAGCGCCCUAUCUGUGUGCCUUGCAGAGUGAAGGGUUGCCUGUGCCAGUCCUACCACUUUGUCCCCCUGAACGGCACCCAGCCCGUCCGCUGCCGCUGCAAGCACUUCGCUGACCAGCACAGCCCAGCACCUGGGUUUCCCUGUAACUCCUGUUCCAAGUGUUCAGGCUUUCAUAGCUGCUUUACCUGCGCGUGUGGGCAGCCAGCAUAUGCUCACGAAACAGUUGUGGAAACGAAAGAGGAGCGCUUAGCCCAGGGAAAGCCCGUGGGGCAGGAUGUUCCUUACGCUGCCAUGGGAGGACUGACUGGUUUUAGUUCACUAGCAGAAGGCUACAUGAGGCUUGAUGACAGUGGAAUAGGUGCUCCUUCUGCUGAACUUUUAGAAGCCCCCAUUACUAGCAUGGAUCAUCCAUUUCUGAAAGCAUUUCAGGGGCCUUCGAGUUCCACUCAAACCAUGCCACAAAUAGCAGGUAGUUCAAGAGGCACAGGGCGAGGUUCUCAUGGAAAACAAUCAGAAGCUGAUGACAUGGCUUACUUUGAAAAACGCUAUCAAGAACGGCUGAAAAUGGAGAAAGCUGCUAAACGGGGAGAGAGGAAUCCAGUACCAUCAAAGAAGCCAUGAGAUUAAUGAAUAAAUAUUUAUUAUUUGGCACAUUGCUCAUUAUUGGAUUGAAUAUUUUUCUCUAUGCCUACCCACAUACCUAUAUUUAUUCAUUCAUUCAUUUAUUGUUUUGGUCCUUUGCUGAAAUGAAUUUUUAAUUAUCUCAUUGUAAUAAAAUUGGUUCUUUAAUCAAUGUGUUUCUAAUCUCCAGAACUGUUACAAAGAUAUUUCUUUGAGAAUGAAGAAGUAUAUUUAGAGAGUUGCGGUCUGAGGGUUUAAGGUCUGAGAGAAUAACCUCGUAUUUAAAUAUUAGGUUGUAGGAGGGCAAAGAAAAGAUAUGUCUUAUUUUUAGACUUUUAUGUUACAUUUUCUUUAUUUGUGGAGUCCUUUAAACUCAUCUUGGUUAUGGAUUUUAUGUGGUGAGGUUUGUUCUUUUAAUAUUGACAUUUUAAUAUUUUCUUUAAAUAUUUUUUCUCUUUUUGUUGAUUUCAUCACCUUGACAUAAAAUUCAAUUGUACCCUUCUUCUCUCACACUUCUGUAGGCUCUGUUCUUCCCAUCAUAUAAUUAUUUAUUUUUAAAUAUGACAUUUUGUACACUUGCAAACCCAUUUCCACGCUUAUGAGCUACUUGAAAGGAUCUUGCUUGUGUACUUUAUCCCAGAUUUCUCUGGUGGUACUAUUCUCCCAAUUCUGUUUGUCUGUUACUGUCCAUAACAAUUAUUACACUAAACUUCUGAAAACCUUAAGCGGAAAUGGAUGUGUUAUUUAUAGCAUGUAAAGCAAUAAUUGUAUGCUGUUUGGUCCAAACUUAUUUAUCCAAGAGAUUCCUCAUGUCUGAUCCAACACAGA
Molecule: messenger RNA, 1815 nt
Organism: Poecile atricapillus (Black-capped chickadee)
Lineage: Eukaryota; Metazoa; Chordata; Aves; Passeriformes; Paridae
Gene: FAM221A
Product: family with sequence similarity 221 member A
Exons: 7
Coding region: 97-987 (296 amino acids)
Source: RefSeq, a predicted model, not a curated record